AGUCUGAUAAUGUGCGUCGCACUGUGAAUUGCGUGUGCUCAUUAAAAUAUUCUGGAGCAGUGAGUUGAGCUUGUGUGCUAAUUAUAAUCACUAGGCAUUAAUUGUUUGUUAAAAAUGAAGCUGGUGCUUAGUGUUUUUUUAAUGAUUGCCUAUUUGGCCACGCCCAUGCUCGGUCAGCUUAACCACGGAAGAGUUUCACGUGGUCCCAUCUGCCAGUUUCCUGUGGGAAAGAUUGGUGAAUGCGUGGAUAUCAAGAACUGUGCAUCAAUUUUCAACGAGCUGAAAGUGAGACGAAAUGAUUCCAAUUUUGCAAAAGAACUGCGGGCCUCCAAUUUGAUCUGUGGUCGAGUUGGCAGCAAUGUCUGCUGCCCCACCGACAGUAAGCCAGUAAAACUCGUCGGUGAUGAUGAGAUACCACUUCGCCUGCCCACUGUGGAGGAGGGUUGCGGCUCUAGGCCCAAAAUUGAGAGAUACAUUAAAAUAAUUAUUGGCGGUAGUAGGUCAAUAAAGUCUUCCUGGCCUUGGAUUGCACUCCUUGGCUAUAGCGAUGGCUCCUCUUCACCAUUCAAGUGUGGCGGCACUUUGAUUACCGCCAGGCAUGUUAUCACAGCCGCCCAUUGCAUCAAAGACAAUCUAAUGUUUGUGCGACUGGGCGAAUAUAAUCUAAUGACGGAUUCGGAGGCACAGCAUGUUGAUAUACCUAUCGCAAAGAAAGUGGCAUAUCCACAUUACACGCGCCGGAAUGGACGCGGUGAUAUCGCAUUACUCUAUUUGGAACGAAAUGUUCAGUUUACGAACACGAUUAAACCCAUUUGUAUGCCCAGUAGUCCGACCUUGCGUACUAAGUCCUAUGUGUCAUCGAACCCUUUCGUUGCCGGCUGGGGCAGGACUCGAGAGGAUGGUGAAUCAUCCAACGUGCUGAGGGAACUGAUGAUACCCGUGCUGAGCAACGAAGUCUGUCGCACUCAGUAUGCAAAGGUGAAUCGUUAUUUCAAUGAAGAACAGUUCGAUAAUGCUGUACUCUGUGCGGGAGUACUCUCUGGAGGCAAGGACACGUGCUAUGGUGACUCGGGUGGUCCUCUCAUGAUAUCCGAAAUGGUCAGCAAUCAAAUGCGCUACUAUCUGAUUGGUGUGGUUUCCUACAGUGUGGGUUGUGCUAGGCCUGAGAUCCCCGGUGUCUAUGCGAGCACCCAAUACUUUAUGGACUGGGUACUUGAAAUGUUACUGGAUACGGCUUGACUUGGUUUUAGUUUGAGGAACAUGAAGUUCCCAUUCUGAAACCUUUAUUUUGCUAUUUCACAUCUUAUAUAUUUGUAUGUGCUUAAAGUAAAUAAUUACACUCACAAGCACAACCUUAAAUAUAUUUAAAUAUCAACG
Messenger RNA from Drosophila grimshawi, 1377 nucleotides. RefSeq names its product venom protease. NCBI's taxonomy places the organism in Eukaryota, Metazoa, Arthropoda, Insecta, Diptera, Drosophilidae. Gene Ontology annotation, molecular function: serine-type endopeptidase activity. Gene Ontology annotation, biological process: proteolysis. The transcript is spliced from 5 exons. The coding region runs from base 115 to 1239 and encodes 374 amino acids. The record is from RefSeq and is a predicted model, not a curated record.